AUGAACAAAGAACAAACUGGAAUGAAAGUUACCACUAGCAUCAGACACAUAAAGAAUCAAUCAGCAGUGAAGGAGUUUAUACUGGUAGGUCUAACCAAUUCACCAGAAUUACAGAUGCUUCUUUUUUGGUUAUUCACAUUCAUCUAUGCUAUAGCCCUACUUGUCAACUUCCUCCUCAUCUUGACCAUUUACAGUUGCAAGAACCUCCACACUCCUAUGUACUUCCUGCUCAUCAAUUUGUCCUUUGUCAAUAUGUUAUCUAUCUCAGCUACAACUCCAAAGAUGCUGCAGAAUCUUUUGACCCACAGAAAGACCAUCUCAUUUUGUGGCUGCAUGACACAAGUGUAUUUCCUCAUUUUGGCUUUGGGGGCAGAAUUUGGGCUUCUUUGUGUUAUGGCCUUUGACCGUUACACGGCAAUCUGCCACCCUUUGCAGUACACAAUCAUCAUGAGGAAAGAAGUGUGCAUUGUGACAGCAUCAGGAGCGUGGGUUUUUGGAAUCGUGAAUUCUGCGGUUCAUUCUGGACUUCUGCUUCAGCUGUCCUUUUGCAAUUCCAACAUCAUAGACCAUUUCUAUUGUGAUCUGCCCCCACUUUUAAAGCUCUCCUGUUCAAACGCCAGCCUGAAUGAGUUGAUGGCUACUAUAGCAGAUGCAGUCACUGGGGGUGGAAGCUGUGUGUGGAUUCUUGCAUCAUAUUGCUUUAUCCUGAGAGCUAUUUUUAGAAUCCGUUCCACGGAAGGGAAGAAGAAAGCUUUCUCAACAUGUUCUUCUCAUCUCAUUGUAGUCAGUUUAUAUUUUUCCAUUGUUAUUUAUAUGUACACCAGGCCUCCCUCAGUCUCCUCUCUCAAUCAAGACAAGGUUGUUUCUCUGUUUUAUUCAGUGCUGACCCCAGUUCUAAACCCCCUUAUCUAUACCCUGAGAAACAAAGACUUUAAAGAAGCACUCAGGAAAUUACUUGGAACAAGUAGGCUGCUCCAGAGACCACAAGAUUGUUCUUUUGUUAUGUCUAGAAUUAAGUAG
Hemicordylus capensis (graceful crag lizard) is the source of this 1020-nucleotide messenger RNA. RefSeq names its product olfactory receptor 13G1-like. The transcript is spliced from 2 exons. Gene Ontology annotation, molecular function: olfactory receptor activity; G protein-coupled receptor activity. The record is from RefSeq and is a predicted model, not a curated record. NCBI's taxonomy places the organism in Eukaryota, Metazoa, Chordata, Lepidosauria, Squamata, Cordylidae. Gene Ontology annotation, biological process: G protein-coupled receptor signaling pathway. Gene Ontology annotation, cellular component: membrane. The coding region runs from base 1 to 1020 and encodes 339 amino acids.